AUGACUGAAUGGAAAUUUAACAUUGGGUUUCUGUCUGGUAUCAUCUUUAAGAUUGUUCAAAAUAUUUUGAAACACAUCAUAAAAUUAAAUUUGGAAAUAGAGACAGUAAAAACUGCAAUAAAAUCUUUAAAGAAUGGAAGGGCUACAGGCAUUGGAGGUAUUCCUGCAGAAUUAUUAAAAUUAGGAACAAAGAAAUUAAUGGAAUUGUUAAGAAACCUUUUCGAAAGAUGUUUAAAUGGGGAAGAUGUCCCAAAUGAUUUGAAAGUAGGAUAUAUUUCAGUGAUACAUAAAAAAGGAGCGAAAGAUGAGUGUAAAAAUUAUAGGGGAAUAACAGUGACCAAUACCUUCAGUAGAUUAUAUGGAAGAAUUAUCAAAUAUUUGUUAGAACAAGAAUACAAAGAAAAGGAGCCUGAAGAACAAGCAGGUUUUAGAGUGGGAAGAUCAACAAUUGAUCAUAUCUUUUGCCUACAACAAAUUAUUGAAAAAAAAAUGGUUCGGGCACAACCUAUACAUUUAGUAUUCAUAGAUAUAGAAAAAGCCUAUGAUAGUGUGCCUUUAUCCAGUUUAUGGAAAGCUUUAAUAUCAAUAGGAAUAAAUCCAAGAAUAAUUAAAGCAAUUCAAAAUUUAUAUAAAAAUUCUAUUUCAAAAAUAAAAAUUGGUAAAUAUCUAUCACAUGGAUUCCAAGUCACAAAAGGAUUACGUCAAGGAUGUAGCAUCUCACCUACAUUGUAUAAAAUAUAUACAGAAGUAACUUUACAGAAUUGGAAGAAAAAAUGUCACGCUAUGGGAAUACCAAUAAAUGAUAGAACAAUAUACUCGUUACAAAUUGCAGAUGACCAACUGAUUAUAGCCCAAGACUAUGAGGACAUAGAGUAUAUGACCAGAAAAUUGAUUCAAGAAUAUAAAAAAAUCAGGUCUAAAUGUAAACAUGAAUAA
Molecule: messenger RNA, 936 nt
Organism: Schistocerca nitens (vagrant locust)
Lineage: Eukaryota; Metazoa; Arthropoda; Insecta; Orthoptera; Acrididae
Exons: 2
Coding region: 1-936 (311 amino acids)
Source: RefSeq, a predicted model, not a curated record